Messenger RNA from Sphenostylis stenocarpa, 426 nucleotides. The record is from the annotation of a GenBank genome assembly. Lineage: Eukaryota; Viridiplantae; Streptophyta; Magnoliopsida; Fabales; Fabaceae.
AUGGAGGAGUGCAGUCUGACAGUUCCAACCCUCUCUGCUUCUCCUCAGACUCAGUUUGUUGAAGAGAGUUGGGCAUUUCCUGGUUUCAAGAUCUCAAACAAAUGUGCUUCACCUGCAGUUAAAGGUGUCCUUGACUGUGCUCUUCAGUAUAGAAUAAAGGAGAAUGUUGGACAACUUGUCCUACUUAGUCAUGAUGUCACAUUGAAAAUAAAAUCCAUGGCAAAGGGGUUGCUGUGCGAGACAGUGCAACAAUUUCGCCAGAGUUUAGCAAACCCCUUCUCGGAGAGGUUCCUGUGGCCCAAGAGCUCUCCUCGAGGACUGACUUGGUCUUGCCAAGAUGAUUUGGUUUUGAGGGAGAAAUUUUGUGGAUUGCCAUCAAAGGCUGGUUUGAAGCUCCUCACUGAGCAGUUUCUGCACUCUCAUUGA